UGCAAGCUGAUGCCUGUGCGGAGAGCUCAACUCAUGCUUGUCUGAUUGAGAGGGAGAUGCAGUUGCCACGUUCAUUUAUUAACGACCGAGUAUUUCUUAUUAUCUUCAAUAGUAUUUUUAAACAGAAAUUCUGACUGCGUGGAAAGGUCUUUUCACACGCGAGCUAAGAAGUAUUUUGUUUCAUUUUCUGUUGAACCUGGAAGCUGAGCAAACGGAUUUAUUGAAGAUGCAUGUUCCUGUGUUUGUCCUCCUCCCGAAGCUAUAGAGGGUGGAGAGUAAUUGAGGAAGUGUUGCUGUAGCUGUAAGAUCUAGGAUUCAUUUGCAGUCUCUCUCUCUCCCACAGCAGCAGCGGUAGGACCGGAGGCGGAGUGGCGCUGCCGAGCUCUCUGCUCUCCACUGCACACCUUCACGUUCCCUGGAAAUAAAAUCUACUGCCGCUUUGCCUCCAACUCUCUCUCUCUCAGUGACUGGUGCCACCUUCAAAGCAACAACACCAGGCAGGUGAGAGACAGGCAGACUUAGAGAAGGACACUCUACUCCAGCGCUUCUGUCCAUCCAGCCUCCCUGUAACUAGUUCAUCAUGAGCGGACAACACUGCUGGGGCUACGGGGAUGAUAACGGGCCCUCGAACUGGCACAAGCAGUUCCCCUUUGCAGAGGGGGACCGCCAAUCACCCAUUGACAUUGCGCCCGCACAGGCAGUUUAUGAUGCCAGCCUCACACCGGUCUCCAUAUCCUACAAUGCCUGCACCUCACUGUCCAUCUGUAACAAUGGUCACUCAGUCAUGGUGGAGUUUGAGGACUGUGACAAUAAGACAGUGAUCAGUGAUGGCCCGCUGGAAGCCCCCUACAAACUGAAACAGUUCCAUUUCCACUGGGGCCGGACAGGUAGUCAGGGAUCUGAACACACCAUCGAUGGCAAGUCGUACCCUGGUGAGCUUCAUUUGGUUCACUGGAACUCAACAAAGUACAAAACCUUUGGGGAGGCAGCAGGGUCACAUGACGGGCUGGCUGUGGUCGCUGUGUUCUUGGAGACUGGAGAUAAACAUACCAGCUUGAGCAGAUUGACAGAUGCCUUGUACAUGGUCAAAUUCAAGGAAACAAAGGCUCAGUUUAAGGACUUUAACCCACGGUGCCUGCUGCCGAAAUGCAGGGAUUACUGGACAUAUGCGGGCUCUCUAACCACGCCACCCCUGAAUGAGAGUGUGACCUGGAUCGUCUUCAGGGAGCCGAUCCAGGUGUCAGAGAAGCAGCUGGAUAAGUUCCGAACACUCAUGUUCUCGGGAGAGGAAGACUCUGAGAAGCAGCCAAUGGUGGAUAACUUCCGGCCCCCUCAACCCCUCAAAAGGCGAGCAGUCCUUGCCUCCUUCAUGUGGAAACCUUAACCAACCUCCUCACUGGCUCUGAAUUGGAACCAAGCACAGAGCAAGCUGGGAAUGAGAUGGACCCAAGAGAAAACUGGCCAGAUGACUCAUCACUUCUAUCACGUUGGCAUUUAAACCAAUCCCUGCUCAGGUAUAAAAUAAAUAGAAUGUUUGUGUUCGCUGUGGCAUCAGAUAGGAACCUUACUCUGUUCCCCAUUUCCCCCACUGCCCCCCGUAAAUCCUCUGCACUCCUCCGUGCAAAUCCUCUGCACUCCUCCGUGCAAACACUCUGCACUUCUCCGUGCAAAUCCUCUGCACUUCUCUGUGCAAAUCCUCUGCACUUCUCCGUGCAAACACUCUGCACUCCUCCGUGCAAAUCCUCUGCACUCCUCCGUGCAAAUCCUCUGCACUACUCCGUGCAAAUCCUCUGCACGCCUCCGUGCAAAUCCUCUGCACUACUCCGUGCAAACACUCUGCACUCCUCCGUGCAAACACUCUGCACUCCUCCGUGCAAACACUCUGCACUCCUCCAUGCAAAUCCUCUGCACUCCUCCGUGCUGUCUAAUGGAAAGAAAACUCCCUGAUGUGUGUCAUUCUUUCUGGAUUCAGUGAGGAAUUUUUUACUUGGAGCUACUUUGAAAUCAACAUUGAAAUUGGGGAUCAGUUUGGAGCCCACGCCUCACACAUGCACCCACACACCAACACGGCGAUUAUCUCUGAAUUGUGUAAAUGUUAGUCCCUUUUCCCUUUCUGUCCAAGGUGGCCAUGAUGUGGCGAUGCCAGUGUCGGACUGGGGUGGACAGGGUUAUGAGUUACACAACACCAGGUUAUAGUCCGAAAGCUUUAUUUGAAAUCACACAACCUUUCGGAGUGCUGCUCUGUCUUUUGUUACCUGAUGAAGGAGCAGUGCUUUGAAAGCUAGUGGUUUCAAAUAAACCUGUUGGUGUGUGACUUCUGACUUUGCCCAAGGUAAGCAAGACCUGGGUGAGGUUACAAAUGUUUGUGGUUCUCCUGGCUGUCUAAAUCUGUAUGAUCAGCACAUACUUGCUGAUCCAGUCAGGUGCUCAAUGUUAAAUUAAUUAUUAAUACCACAAACAUGAGUUUCCCUUAUCUCUAUUGAAGGGAUAAUAUCACAGAUUAGAAAUUAAAGGUUUCUCAUAGCACCAAAAGCACAGUUUCAGUUCGCUCUCAAUUCCAGACUGUUUGAUGGGAUUAUUUGCCAUUGUUCAUCCAUUUCAAGCUAUCUUUAAAAUACUUCCCGCAAAGGUACUGCAAGACAAGUAAACUCUGCAUAUUUCUGUCAUGCUCAGUUAACUCAAUGUUAUUAUAAUUAAGCAGCUCUUCCUUAAGCAUUUUCCUCAACUGGUUGCUGUUCUGUAACUACAAAACUAAAAAAGAAAUAUUUUCAUGAAGAGAUUCAAACUGAGGAGGCUUCAAGCUAAUCCAUAUCCAACAACUUGCUCUGAAAACUCUGCUCACAUUUUGACAGCUGCAACAGAAUGCAUCGUAGCUGCUGAGGCAAUCUGCAACAUUCUAACUAAAACAAGACACUUUCAAAAAAAGGCAGUUUGCCUAACUCCUCAUGUUAACAAAUCCAUUAAAAUAUGCUGCCACCCGAAGGUUGCAGGAACAGCAACUCAUAUUCUGCCUGGGAACCCUGCAGCCAUAUGGUAUCAAUGUGGACUUCACCAGUUUCAAAAUCUCCCCUUCCCCCACUGCAUCCCUAAACCAGCCCAGUUCAUCCCCUCCCCCCACUGCACCACACAACCAGCCCAGCUCUUCCCCCCCACCCACUGCAUCCCAAAACCAG
Stegostoma tigrinum is the source of this 3173-nucleotide messenger RNA. It is a transcript of the gene ca7, whose product is annotated as carbonic anhydrase VII. The record is from RefSeq and is a predicted model, not a curated record. The transcript is spliced from 7 exons. Gene Ontology annotation, biological process: regulation of intracellular pH. NCBI's taxonomy places the organism in Eukaryota, Metazoa, Chordata, Chondrichthyes, Orectolobiformes, Stegostomatidae. The coding region runs from base 581 to 1384 and encodes 267 amino acids. Gene Ontology annotation, cellular component: cytoplasm. Gene Ontology annotation, molecular function: carbonate dehydratase activity; zinc ion binding.